Arabidopsis thaliana (thale cress) is the source of this 1326-nucleotide messenger RNA. RefSeq names its product chitinase-like protein. The transcript has 4 exons. The record is from RefSeq and is marked reviewed. Lineage: Eukaryota; Viridiplantae; Streptophyta; Magnoliopsida; Brassicales; Brassicaceae. The coding region runs from base 168 to 740 and encodes 190 amino acids.
CCGGUUUGCAGUAAACCCUACUCUAAUGUCUAAACCACAUCACAACAUCAAAUAGAUGGUUCGGUGGUUUAGUUACGGCAGAUACACCGGCCUGAACCGAAUAAAAGAAAACUGGACUUGGCUCCUGGAGAAGAGAAGACUGUACAGCUUUCUGAAUUCCGAAAGAAAUGAAAUCUCUCUGCUUCAUUUCUACAGCUCCAUUGAUUCGUUCGCCUCCAUUUCUCGAUCUUUCUCCAACAAGCUUGAAUCGAUUUACCCUUAAAAUUCCAGCUUCUCUCUAUGUAUCUCAUCCAACAAGAUGCAGCAUUUCAAACCCGUCGAGCUCUGAGGAAUUGUUGAAUUCCAAUGGUGGAAUGUCUAGGGCAUCGAUUAGUGUCUUCGGAGGUACUUCCCUUAACAAUCUCAAGAUGCAAGUGGGCAGUCCAAUUUCUCUGCAUUCAAUCAAUCCAUUAGCAAAGCUGAGUUUGAGUGAUCAGGCAUUUCUUCUCUUGGCCUUCAUCGUUUGCACGACUUCAGUGGCUUUUACAAGUCUUGUGAUUACAGCUAUUCCUACACUUGUGGCCAUGGGUAGAGCUGCAACUUCCUUUGCAAAGUUAGCUGACACAGCUCGCAAAGAACUCCCUAGUACAUUGGCAGCGGUAAGGCUCUCUGGCAUGGAAAUAAGCGAUCUUACUCUUGAAUUGAGCGAUUUAAGGUUAUCUCUAAAGCUCUUUUCUUUUCUUUUCUUUUCUGGCUUUUGAUCAUCUCAACUCUAAAAAAAGUGAAUGCUACAUGUUUCAAAGCAAUUAGUUCACAAUUAGUUCUUCCGAGUCACCUUGUUAUCUGUCCGGAAUAAGAAACUUUUUCUAAAUCAUUAUUAUGCGAUGCAAAUGGUUUCAGCCAAGAUAUAACAGAUGGGAUAAACAAAUCAGCUAAAGCGGUUCAAGCAGCUGAAGCUGGAAUCAAACAGAUUGGAACACUUGCACAGCAGCAAACUCUCUCAAUGAUUGAAGAGAGAGCAAAUUUACCAGAAAUAUCACUACAACCUGUUGUGGCUGGUGCAGCCGAAAAGACUUCUCACGCAAUCGGCAGUGCAACCAAGAGACUAAUGAACAUUAUAACCGGAGGAAACAAGGAUGAAGAUUAGACAUUUAGAAGUUUUCACUUGGAGUGUGUUUUUGGUCCGUCUUUGUUUGAAGGGAUUAGUACAAGGUAAAGUCCAUUUAGGGAAACAGAGAAUCUAUGAACAAGAAGACUUUUUAGUAAAAUUUGGUAUAUUUAUGAAACCUGAAGUGUAACUGUGUAAGACACAAAAGAAGAAAUAAUAACAGCCACAGCCAUUUUAAG